AUGGCUUCUCUACCUGACGUCAAGAGUCUCAACUCCCUCCCCGUGGAGCAGCAGGCCAAGGUCCUAGAUGCGCUCUUCGAGCCGAGCCCCGCGAUUCACGCCUGUCUUCUGCCCUCUAUUUCCACAACAUCUUUCCAGUCUUACGACGAGUUCAUCAAUCAAGCUCAAAAGACCUUCGAGGCUCUUACGGCGGACCCUACACAAAAGGCGCAGCUACACUCAAUCAUCGGUUCACACCCGCGUCUCGGGGCCAAGAAGGUUGAGAGUGCUCAGUCCGCCGCAGAGCAAGCCCAGCUUCAGAGUGGAGACGCCACAGAGCUGGCUGCGCUGAACGCCGAGUACGAGGAAAAGUUCCCAGGCCUACGUUACGUGGUGUUCGUCAACGGUCGAGGUCGGCCGGAAAUCAUGGAAAACAUGCGUGCUCGUAUCUCGCGUGGUGACUUGGCUCUCGAGGAAAUCGCCGCCAUCCAGGCAAGUUGCAUCCUUGAACUUGGAUCCUCGAGACAUUCUUCUAACGAGGUAGUAGGCAAUGUGUGA
Messenger RNA from Colletotrichum abscissum, 537 nucleotides. Its product is annotated as OHCU decarboxylase. The record is from RefSeq and is a predicted model, not a curated record. Lineage: Eukaryota; Fungi; Ascomycota; Sordariomycetes; Glomerellales; Glomerellaceae. Bases 1 to 537 code for a protein of 178 amino acids. The transcript has a single exon.